Daldinia loculata is the source of this 4591-nucleotide messenger RNA. RefSeq names its product exoribonuclease 1. The coding region runs from base 163 to 4401 and encodes 1412 amino acids. The transcript has 4 exons. Gene Ontology annotation, biological process: rRNA catabolic process; nuclear-transcribed mRNA catabolic process. The record is from RefSeq and is a predicted model, not a curated record. Gene Ontology annotation, cellular component: nucleus. Gene Ontology annotation, molecular function: RNA binding; 5'-3' RNA exonuclease activity. Lineage: Eukaryota; Fungi; Ascomycota; Sordariomycetes; Xylariales; Hypoxylaceae.
UAGCAGAACAUCAGAUCGCAAAGCAGUAUUUUGUAGUUCCUUGCGGACGAGAUCUUAGUUAGACAAAAUUUGUCACAUCGUACAUCGGUCUUGCGGCGUUGUACACAUUCUAUAAUUUUCUUUCCUCUAACUACCAACUCCCACUAAUCAACUAAGGUCAGAAUGGGUGUUCCCAAGUUUUUCAGAUGGCUCUCGGAGCGAUAUCCUGCGAUAUCCCAACUUAUUGCUGAGAAUCGCAUCCCCGAAUUCGACAACCUUUAUUUGGAUAUGAAUGGUAUUAUACAUAAUUGUACCCACAAAGACACCCACGAUACCUCGUUCCGCCUGAGCGAAGAUGAGAUGUUCAUUCGCAUAUUUAACUAUAUUGAGCACUUGUUUGGCAAGAUCAAGCCCAAGAAGCUGUUCUUCAUGGCUAUUGACGGGGUGGCCCCCAGAGCGAAGAUGAACCAGCAGAGAGCUCGCCGUUUCCGAACUGCGUUAGAUGCCGAACAGGCUCGCGAGAAGGCAAUACGAGAAGGUCAAGAACUGCCAAAGGAUGAUCCCUUUGACAGUAAUUGCAUCACGCCAGGUACCGAGUUCAUGGCCAAGUUAACCCAACAGCUCAAGUACUUCAUCAGCAAAAAGAUCUCCGAGGAUUCCGAUUGGCAGGUUUGCGACGUAGUUCUGUCAGGUCACGAAGUACCCGGCGAAGGAGAGCACAAGAUCAUGGAGUACAUCAGGAAUGCAAAGGCCCAACCCGAUUAUCACCCUAAUGUUCGCCAUUGUUUAUAUGGCCUAGAUGCCGAUCUUAUCAUGCUAGGGUUGUUAAGCCACGAUCCUCACUUCUGCUUGCUUCGAGAAGAGGUCACCUUCGGCCGCGCCUCUAAGACGAAAUCGAAGGAGCUAGAGCAUCAAAACUUCUACCUGAUGCACCUAUGUAUAGUUCGAGAAUAUCUUGAAUUGGAGUUCCAGGAGUUGAAAAAGGAAGGAGCCAUAAAAGUGCCUUUCGACAUGGAGAGGAUCAUUGACGAUUUCAUACUUAUGGCGUUCUUCGUUGGUAACGACUUUCUUCCAAGUCUACCUAAUCUUCAUAUUAACGAAGGGGCUUUGGCGACCAUGUUUCGUAUUUAUAAACAAGUCCUCCCGCAGUGUGACGGUUACAUCAACGAAGGAGGGGUCAUCAACCUCAGCCGUCUGGGACUAUUGCUAGAGGAACUCUCCAAGGAGGAGGACCGAUUUUUUGAACAUGAGAACGCCGACUCCAGGUGGCUCAAGGGUAAACAGGCAGUGGAAACCAAUGGCGAAGUGCCGGCUAAGGCGAAAGGACAGCUCGUUAUGACCAGUUCUCAGAAGGAAUUGUGGAAGAAGAUAAGGAAGUUCAUAAAUACGCAGCCGCCUACUCCUCUCAACCUUGGCCACGAGCUUGUUGCUGCCGACCGAAAAUUUGUACAGGACACCGCUGAUAGCCUUCAUGUUGAAUGGCGCACCAUCGAAGACGACGAUGGACGACGCAACCUAGUCCUAACAAUUCCUACAAAUCCAGACGGCGAUGAAAAUGAUGAAGAAGAGGAAGAAGGCCAUAUGGCCUUGUUUCGCGUUAUGAAGCGUUAUGACAAAGCUCAGGUAGUCGACUCUUCUGCCGAAGAAGCCCAGGCGGCCGCGCAAGCAAAGUAUAAGGAAAAGUUCUUGGAGUGGAAAGACAAAUACUAUACAAGCAAAUUCGAAUGGUCUCCGGAGGUCAAGGAGACAGAGCUGACGAAGCUUUGUGAGAAUUACGUCCAAGGCCUACAAUGGGUGCUAUACUACUACUAUAAAGGAGUAGCUUCUUGGCCAUGGUUUUAUGGUUAUCAUUACUCUCCCAUGACAUCCGACAUUAUGAAAGGCAUGAAUGCUGAUCUAACAUUCAAACUCGGUCAACCCUUCCGACCGUUUGAACAGCUCAUGGGUGUUCUCCCAGACCGAAGCAAGAAGAUUGUUCCUUCGGUAUAUCACGAGCUCAUGACAGAUCCCAAAUCACCAAUCAUCGAUUUCUACCCACGGGACUUCGAGCUCGACAUGAAUGGCAAGAAAAUGGAAUGGGAAGCAGUUGUUAAAAUCCCCUUCAUCGACGAGAAGCGACUGUUGUCUGCAAUGGCGCCCAAGAAUGAGCUUCUUACACCAGAUGAAAAGGCUCGCAACGGCUUUGGUGUUUCAAUGAAGUUUACAUACGACCCUAACAUUGACUUUAUAUACCCCUCGUCCAUGGUCGGAAUCUUUCCCGAUAUUCCCCACUGCCAUUGUGUCGAAAAUAUUUUUGACCUACCCACAACAGAAGGGCUGGAGUUAUAUGUUGGCCUACUCGAUGGCACAAAGGUCGGCGUGGACGCGUUAGCAGGAUUCCCCAGUCUUGCUACACUACCUUACAAUGCUACCCUUGGCUUCCACGGAGUAAAUGUUUUCCAGCAGGAAAGUCGAAACGAGAGCAUGGUUGUAACCCUAGCCGACGUUGAGCUCCGAAGUAGAGUUGAGUCGGCAAAAGUCAAGCUGGGGCAAAGAUGCUACGUUGGUUAUCCCUUCUUGCAGGAGGCUAAAAUCGCACGUGUAUCGGACGAACUAUUCGACUAUUCGUUAGCUACGGAUGGUUCUGGUCAAGUGAUACAGACUCACCAUUCUGGUAGGGAGAUCGACGAUUGGAAUAGAAAGGCCUUUCGUAUUGAGAAUUUCUAUAAUAGCCGACUCGGCAUCAUUAUUGGCCCCGUCGAAUCUAUGGUCCAUGUUGAAAUGCUGAAGGGGCUCAUUAAGACGGAUGAGGGUGCCACCAUUAAAGAAUAUGGCCCAAUCCCAGGCAUGGAAACGGAUUACGCAGCACAGGUCAUUGUCGACGAAGUUGUAAGCGAAGACGAACGUUUCAUUGAAAAGGCUGCAAUACCGUUCGAGGAGGAGUUCCCCGUCGGAUCCCGCUCUUUCUUUCUCGGGGACUAUGCCUAUGGGCGCCCCCUUCAGAUCUCAAGUCACAACGACAAUCAAGCCGAGAUCAUGAUAUCUUUUCCGUCCGUAAAAGAACCAAACUUCACGCAGCAGAUCAUCCGUCGCGCCGAACAGCAAAGCGGUUAUCGACCGUCUUACGCCGUUGCGAAAGACUUGGGGCUUCACCCACUUGUUUUAAGCAAGAUCACCUCAUCUUUCUUCGUUCAUACGAUCGGCGGCAGCAUGAAGGUUAAUCUCGGACUAAAUCUCAAGUUUGAGGGAAGGAAGCAGAAGGUCUUGGGGUACUCGAGGAAGUCAAAUUCGGGGUGGGAAUUCAGUCCUGCUGCGAUUCAAUUGCUAGUAGAAUACAUGACUCGUUUCCCCGAUUUCUUCGCUGCUGUGAUGCAGAACCCGUCAGGGAGCGAACUCAACGAGACUCAACUCUGGCCGGACAGCAACGUCGCCACCGCUAGGAUUAAGGAGAUUGGCGCAUGGCUCAAAACUGUGGAGACCAGUAAGUUCGAGCGAGUUCCUCUCGAUGCCGAACAGCUGGACUCCGAAGUGGUCAUGCAGCUCCAGAAUGCGGUAGAUUCGCUAAGGGAAACCAAUGAAAAACACGAGGCUAAAAAGCUCAAGUGUGUUCCCCGGUCCGCCCUACUUAACCCGAAAGAUGCUACGCAACGACUCGGCAAUCAGAAGUUCAGCUUAGGUGAUCGGGUUGUCUAUGUACAGGCGUCUGGAAAGGUACCCAUUGCUUCUAGAGGUACAGUUGUUGGUAUAACCACUGUCGGGAAUCACCACAUGCUCGAUAUACUUUGCGACAACGCGUUCAUGAAUGGGACAACCUUAGGCGGUCGCUGCGAUCCUUUCCGGGGACAGACCGUCCCAGCCAAUUCGGUACUCAAUGUCACAAACAGGCAAGUAAUUGCAAAUUCGAAGAUGAGUCUAGAAAAGCGACCAACUCAAACAACGCUACCCCUUCAUACGCGAGGGUAUGGUGCACCUGGGGGCUCAGGUAGUCAAUUUAGAGACGCGCCAGCACCAGGUCCCCUCCGUGGGACGUGGCGGGGCGCCGUAAAUGGCUUCAAUCGGCAACCAGGACAAGGGCGUGGUGGUGGUCAGGCCCACCAGAAACCUAACGGAGCUCCUUGGCUACAGCAUAGCAGCUCGGUUUACCAGUCGGCACCCAACGACGAUCCAUCGCAAGGGUCAGCGCAGCAAACUGGUGGUUAUCCUACACGCGGUCGCGGCGGCCCGAAUCGAGGUGGACGUGGCAACCGCGGUGCCAGGGGCGCCUCGAAUAGUCCGAGCAACGUGAAUGGGUUUGCUACCCAGCAGUCAUAUAACGCUGUUCCUCCACCAGCCGGACUGGACACCCGCGGUGGUAGAGGGCGUUCACGUGGUCGUGGGGGUGGUCGUGGACGUGGAGCUCGUGGCGGAUCCAGCGUGGAUCAACAGGCUGGAAAUUCUAGCUAAGCCAUGUCAUACAGGCGCUUAUAGCAUAGGGAACAGGAGCUAUUCGACACUGGCACGGCAAACAGCAGUACGAGGUGGAGGAAAAGUGGAAGAUAGUAUAGGAUGACCUCAUAUAAGUCUUGGUAAUUUUGCCCUGGCGAAAUAAAACAUGGACACGACAAUGGAGGCGACGCAAUACAAGAUGUAUAGU